This is a messenger RNA of Colletotrichum chrysophilum, 2253 nucleotides long. RefSeq lists its product as uncharacterized. Gene Ontology annotation, biological process: GPI anchor biosynthetic process. Lineage: Eukaryota; Fungi; Ascomycota; Sordariomycetes; Glomerellales; Glomerellaceae. Gene Ontology annotation, cellular component: endoplasmic reticulum membrane. The record is from RefSeq and is a predicted model, not a curated record. Bases 1 to 2253 code for a protein of 750 amino acids. The transcript has 7 exons.
AUGCCCAGGAUCAAAGCAAUCACCACCGGCUCCAUCCCGUCUUUCUUGGAUGUCAUCUUGAACUUUGAUGAGGCAGACACGUCUUCAACUCUCGCCGCCCAGGACACGUGGCUGGCGCAAAUGAAGGCCAAACAGUCGGGAAAGCUGGUCAUGUAUGGAGACGACACAUGGCUCAAGCUGUUCCCAGAGACCUUUGACCGCGCCGACGGCACCUCGAGCUUUUUCGUUUCGGACUUUACGGAGGUCGACAAUAAUGUCACAAGACACAUCGACACCGAGCUGGAGAAGGAUGAUUGGAACACACUGGUGUUGCAUUAUCUUGGUCUCGACCAUAUUGGUCACAAAUCGGGACCUCGAAGCCCACACAUGGUCCCCAAACAACAGGAGAUGGACGACAUUGUCAAGCAUCUCUUCCAGGCCAUGGAGACAUAUGAUCACAUGUCUUCAACUUUAUUGGUACUGUGUGGAGAUCACGGCAUGAACGACGCGGGAAACCACGGCGCCUCAUCCCCUGGAGAGACAUCUCCUGCCCUUGUCUUCAUCUCACCGAAGCUCAGGACACUACAGCGCAGCCUGAACUCGCCUGUAAAGUUCCAGGAGGACUUCUCGUACUACACCAAGGUCGAGCAAUCCGAUCUCGCGCCGACUCUGGCGGCCUUGCUAGGGUUUCCCGUGCCGCAGAACAACUUGGGCGCCUUCAUUGCCGAUUUCCUCCCAUUCUGGUCGAAUAAAAACGAUCAAAUCCAGUUGCUUGUUCGCAAUGCUCGGCAAAUCCUGAACAUUGUUACGGCGACGUUUGGCACGAGCAUGUUCGAUACUGAGUCGUCGUCAACACAAAAGGCAUGCGCGGAUCCCCAGGAUGACGCGCAAGAACUGGCGUGCGAAUGGCAUAGAGUCAAUGACGGGCUCAAGGCCAUGGGAGGCAGUGAGCAGCUGGAUCAAGCCUGGCUCAGGGCCAUGUCCAAGUGGUUGAGUAAAGCUCAGGAUCUGAUGAGCACCAUGGCUAGCAAUUACGACAUGGGCAGGCUGCACCUAGGCGAGGCCCUGAUGGCCCUGAUCACUUGCUCCCUGCUAUUUGCUGUCACGACAAGUCUCAUUCCCCUGGUAGUCGUCUCCAUUUCCUAUGGCAUUAUGAUGUUUGCCAGCAGCUACGUUGAAGAGGAGCAACAUUUCUGGUAUUGGUUCACGUCGGCCUGGUUUGGCUCACUGGCCAUCAAGAACAUGCAGACCACCCACAAGCCUCUGCAGACCAUCGGUCUAUUUCUACUCGCCUCAGCAGCCACCAGACUGGUGCGUGGGUGGAAUCAGACAGGACAAAAGCAUGCUGGCGAACCCGACAUUGUCAAGACCUUUGUCACAACAAAUCCACCCCUACUCUGGACGCUCGUGGGCGCAACUUACCUCUUGAACUUUUCUCAGCUAACGAGAAGACUCCGUGGCAUGCCGGCUGUCGCAUCUGCCGCAGCCUCCGGCAUGGUGGUGCUCUCGGCCUUCUCUUUCAAGCUAGCUUUCACGCAUGAAGACUCGCCAGAGCUUGUGACCGGCAUUCCGGCCGCCAUCAACGUCGCUCUCCAAGGCCUGACCCUCGUGACCAGAGCCAGAAUCGUUUUCGUUGGUAUCGGUGCACUCGCAGGGUACUCUACUUACAUUGCCCUCUCCAAACCAAGUGAGGCGGCUCAGACAGCAAAACUUCUCCACCACCUCAUCACCCUCUUGGUGGCAACCCAAUCCCGCGUAACAAAUAUCCCUCUGCUUCUCCUCUUCAACGUUCAGCUAGCCUUCAUCUCAUCUCUCGGCCUCGAUCUCCCCACGCUAUCUACGUCCUCAAUACUGCUGCAAUUCACAUCCUUCUUCGCUUUCGGUGGCACAAACGCAAUCUCGUCCGUUGAUCUGUCGAGCGCCUACAACGGCGUUGCGGGCUUCAACGUCGUCGCAGUGGGCAUCCUGACGUUCGUCAGCAACUGGGCAGGGCCAGUAUACUGGACCUCCGCCACAAACCUACUCCUCCUCCGAUACCGCAAGCUUCACAACAGCCGUAACGUCUUCCUGCAGCAUGUAGGCCACCUGACGCUGUUCACGGCGUGCAGCGUUCUCUUCGUCAUGGUUGCUUGCGAGGUUCUCAGGACCCACUUAUUCGUCUGGACCGUCUUCUCGCCCAAAUAUCUGUACAGCAUGGCGUGGAGCAUCGGGCAGCAUUUGGCCAUCAACGUAGCAGUUGCUGGCUUGUUGUACAAGCUAGGUGCGACGUACUGA